GCGGGCGGGAGCCGGGCGGAAGCCUCCAGCUCAGGCACGGUUCCCGCCGGGCGGCUGCGCGCGGGCCUGUGUCCUCCCCACCGGCGUCCGGCGUCCCGAGCGACCGCGCCGGCAUGAGGUUCCGCGCCAAGAUCGUGGACGCGGCCUGUCUGAACCACUUCACCCGCGUCUGCAACAUGGUAGCCAAGCUGGCCAAGACGUGCACCCUGCGCGUCAGCCCGGACAAGCUCAACUUCAUUGUCUCGGACAAGCUGGCGGGCGGCGGCGUGAGCCUGUGGUGCGAGCUGGAGCAGGAAAACUUCUUCAGCGAGUUUCAAAUGGAGGGCCCCUCAGCGGAGAACAAUGAAAUCUACUUGGAGCUGACCACGGAGAACCUGGCCCGGGCCUUGAGGACGGCCCAGAAUGCCAGGGCCUUGAAAAUCAAGCUGACCCACAAGCGCUUCCCGGGCCUCACGGUGUCGGUGGAGCUGUUGUCUGCGUCCAGCAGCAGCCGCAUCGUGACACAUGACAUCCCCAUCAGGGUGAUUCCCCGGAGGUUGUGGAAGGACCUGCAGGAGCCCUCCGUCCCUGACUCUGACGUCAGCAUUUACUUACCCAUCCUGAAGACCAUGCGCAGCGUGGUGGAAAGGAUGAGAAACAUCAGCCACCAGCUGGUCAUUGAAGCAAACCUCAGUGGAGAACUCAACUUGAAGAUAGAAACUGAAGUGGUGUGUGUCACAACUCACUUUAAGGAUCUCGGGAAUCCCCCAGGGGCCUCUCAAGCCAGAAGCCCGGAAGAAAUGGCUGAGGUGCACAUAGACAUCAGGAAGCUGCUGCAGCUGCUCACCGGGCAGCAGGUGAACCCCACGAAGGCCUUAUGCAAUAUUGUGACUAACAGAAUUGUCCAUUUUGAUUUGGUAUAUGAAGACGUCUCCCUCCAGUAUUUCAUCCCGGCCUUGUCCUAGCUGCCCCUCACCCAGCAGCGUAGAGACGUUUGUCGUGCGCCGAGGUCGUGGGCUGGAGGUCCUGGGCCGUUGGUCCUCAGCGCUCCACAGGUCUGCACGGCUUCCUCUCCCCGCUGUGGUUAGUGGGAUUGACGAGGUGCAGUUGAGUAACUGCUGCUUCACAUGGCUCGUGUCAUGGCUCACCUUCAAGACUCCUGGAAGAAAGCUGGGUUAAUCCAGAUUGAAGGAGCAGUUUCUGGGUGACACCAUGGAGGAGUCGCAACUGGCAAGUGUGGCCCAGACUCCAGCUUAGCACGCGGUGGGCAGGGCCUGGGGGUCAGCGCACUGGCCCGCCCAUGCUGCUGCCCUGUGAUGCCAGGCAGGGGGUGUAGAGGCAUGGCACCUGGGUCUGCCGUGCUGAGGACUCCCCUCCUGGUGCUUGGGCAGUAGCACUUGUGGGCCUCAGGCCCUGUCCCUCAGUUUCUCCCUGUGGACACUGUUGGCCUUGGGCACAGUCUUUUGCUCAUCCCUCCCUGUGUAAGCAGCCUCUGUGGGCGCGACAGUGCUCCUGUUGUGUGACUGAGUGAGGUCAUCUGCCCUGGAAUACACGUGGGAGCUA
Molecule: messenger RNA, 1542 nt
Organism: Ochotona princeps (American pika)
Lineage: Eukaryota; Metazoa; Chordata; Mammalia; Lagomorpha; Ochotonidae
Gene: HUS1
Product: HUS1 checkpoint clamp component
Exons: 8
Coding region: 114-944 (276 amino acids)
Biological process (GO): nucleotide-excision repair; mitotic intra-S DNA damage checkpoint signaling; meiotic DNA integrity checkpoint signaling
Cellular component (GO): checkpoint clamp complex; nucleolus; site of double-strand break
Source: RefSeq, a predicted model, not a curated record